CGGUGGUGGUUUUCUCCAGAGCGUGUCCGGGCGCCUUUUAGGGUAGCUUGAUUCGUUAGGUGGCGAGGGUUGGCUGGGAAACUGCGUUAAGGAAAGACCGCGAGUCUUCCCGCGUUCAUGCACGUUUGUUCUAUGACGAGGGCUUUCCUGAGCGCCCUGCUGCUGCUAUUGCUGUUCUUGGCCCAAGGGAGUGUUUCGACGAGCCCCAAGGGUGACUGGUGCUGGGUCUGGCAAUAUGGGGGGCCUGCGCCGCUGGAAACUUUCCAGUGCCCGGAGAGGGAUGACCACGCGGACGCCACGUACUGCUGCGGGACCUGCAAUAGGCCCGUCUGCUGCUCGUCUGAGAAGGCCCGCCUGGACCAGCGACUGUGCCGUAGCAGCAGCCCACCUAAAGCGCCGCUUCCUUCUCCGAUUACUGUGCAAUUCCUGCAUGACUUUGUCUGGUCUUGCUUUGGAGUGAUCCUCUUUGUGGUCUUCUGUGCUGCCGUCCAGUGGUUCUACUACCGCUUCUGGCGCUGCCUGAAAUCCUGCAAAGAGGAGCCUCAGCACACUGAGCUGGAAGACCUCGACUCUUCCUCCUGCACUGACCCUCCUCCCCCCUACAGUAAUAUGGGCAGAGCUUUGCCGUGGAUCUCUGCUGUGGACCCUGGAGGCCCCUGGAUCUUGCCCCCUGUGUCGGAGGACGUUCCUCUCGUGCAGUUCUUCCGUGGGAGUUCUGGAGUCCUUGGGGACAGGGUGAUCUUCGCAGCUCCCUCGGCUCUCCCGGUCGUACCAGUUUCUGCGUGUCCCUUGGAGGACCCCCCGGACACGGUUCCUCAAUCGAGCUAGUAACAGAGUUGGAGAUCUACCCCUAAUGACGAGGCUACGUUUGCCAAAGCAGUGCCCCAUUCUGUAUAAAUCAUAGCUUGCUUUUAGGAUUGGGGGGAGGGAACCCGAACUGUAGACAGUGAUUUUUAAUUAUAUUAACUAGACUAACUUUUUAAAAAAUGUGCUGCUCCCUCAUCCAAUGCUUCCCCCCUUUUUCUUUUUUUGCAAACAAGAAACUGGCAUGUUAUGAGGACUCCUGUGUGGGUGUUAUAAGGAUUAGUGUAGAUGUGUCUGCAUAUGUUGGACCCCUCCCAACCCCCCAAUCAACGUAGCUUUCUUGGAGACAAAAGCACCACUCCACCCUCUGAACGGUUAUAUUGUCUGCCUUAAUGGUGGAACUGAGUUGAAAAGAAAAGGGUCUCUGGAGACAAGUUGGCUGCAUUUGUCAUUUUAUACCAUUUAUUGCUUACCAGGGAUUGCAUGAUAAACCAUUAGAUGUGUUGUCUUUUUAAGGACAAAUAUGCAGUCAAUGCAGACGUCUUUUAAAACGACACAUGAACGGUUUUUGCAAAACUCUGAGCUAGAUGGCUAUGUCUCUAAAGUAAAGCUGUAUCUGUACAUGUGGGAUGACUGUGUGGUUGUCUGAAGCUUUGGUAGGGAGAGUGGAAAACAUUCAUUAAGAUAUGGCCAGAGUCAUUGCAUGCAUAGCCAUAAAAUCUCUCCUCUAGACCGAGUUGGGUCUUGGGUCUAGAAGACCCCUGAACAGGCAAAGUGUAUAGGAUGUUUCUGAAGCAAACUCUGCAAACAUUUGCCAGGGAAGACUUGACAAAGUUUUAUUGAGCUGCUAUUGUGUUGGGGUAUGCCUUGAAAUCUUUACGCCUGGGGUGGGGUUACUGAAGAAUGUUUAUUUGUGUGACUAUUCCUUCUUGAGACUUUUCUACAUCAGCUUUCCCCAACUAGGUGCCCUCUAGUUCUUUAUCUUCUGGAUGGGAGUUGUAGUCCAAAACAACUAGAGGGCACCAAGUUGGGGAAAGCUGGCUUAUGUAAUUUAUACAAGCCAGGGGCAUGUUUGCAUAGCUACUAUGGGGACAAUGGGAUGCCAAGGCUUUUUUUAAAAAAAAAACUUACGAGUUGUAUAACUUUUUCAGUGUAUUUGACCCAGAAGAGGCAAAACCUGGCAAGCAGGAAUGUGUGCCUCCUGAAUUAAUUGCUUCUGGAAUGUAAGAAGCCCUUUUUUAGCAUGCACUUGUCAAAUUAAUGCUUGUAAACUUGUGUACCAAAUCAUCAAUAAAAGUGUGUGUAGUAUUUUGA
Rhineura floridana is the source of this 2118-nucleotide messenger RNA. Its product is annotated as protein shisa-2-like. The coding region runs from base 118 to 828 and encodes 236 amino acids. The record is from RefSeq and is a predicted model, not a curated record. Lineage: Eukaryota; Metazoa; Chordata; Lepidosauria; Squamata; Rhineuridae. The transcript has 2 exons.